Messenger RNA from Thamnophis sirtalis, 3159 nucleotides. RefSeq names its product leucine rich repeat containing 75A (gene LRRC75A). The record is from RefSeq and is a predicted model, not a curated record. Lineage: Eukaryota; Metazoa; Chordata; Lepidosauria; Squamata; Natricidae.
UCCGGCGACGCCCAUUCUGGGCUCGGUCCGGAUGUGCAACAGUUUCCCUGAAGUUGCGCCCGGAGCUAGCUAAGGCUGACGGGCGGGAGGUUCUUGAGCGAAAGGCUGGAAGGGCGAGAGCAGCCCGGCUGGUAGGCAGCUCGCCCCGCUUGAAGAGCCGGAGAGGGCGGGCGUCCAUCCAUCCAUCCCUCGGCUGCGCUGGCAGGAGAUGCUCGGAGACGCCGUCCUUUCUGUCCUCUCGGCGCUGCGGCUGCUCCCGUUAGCUUCUCUCUCUGGGCGGGAGCCCAGGAUGUCCUCCUGAAGGCCGGGAAAGAGCGAGGAAGGCUGGGCUGUGCUCCUCCAGUAUGGGCGCCAAACAGACCAAGGGUUGCUCGCUGCCCGGCUCCUCCGGCAGCGGCAGCAGCCCCCAGGGUCCCCUCUCCACCAGCCGCCGACGGAUUUUGCCUUCUCGGGAGCGCGGAAACUUCUUGGCGUCCCUCGUAGUACGAUCGAGCGAAAAGUUUAGCAAGGGGUCUGGCGGCGGCAGCCUCCCCCCGUACCAUCGCCGGAUCGUCCUGAUCCAAGAUAUGCUGAGGAUGGUGAAACAAGGCAGGCACGAGGAGGCGACUGAUCUGCUGAAGUACCUGCGCCAGGAUUUGGGAAUGGAAUCGACUUCGCUGGAUGAUGUCUUAUAUCGCUAUGCCAGCUUUAGAAACCUUGUUGAUCCAAUCACCCAUGACCUGAUCAUCAGCCUUGCCAGAUACAUCCACUGCCCUAAACCAGAGGGGGAUUCACUAGGGGCUAUGGAGAAGCUCUGCAGGCAGCUGACUUACCAUCUCAGCCCCCACUCUCAGUGGCGACGCCAGGGCAUGGUGAAGAGGAAGCCGCAAGCUUGUUUGAAAACGAUCUUGGUGGGGAAUCCUCAGGACAACACUGUGGACUUGUCUGGCAUCCCUUUGACCAUGAAGGAAUUAGACAGAGUUAUCUCGUACCUCCAGCACAGCUCUGAAUAUAUUGAAAAUGUGGAGCUUUGCUUCACUGAGAUGACAGAUGAGACGUUCCUCCAGCUUUUGCCAGUUCUCAGUGCCCUACCUCGUCUCACAACUCUUUCCCUUAAUGGCAACAGGCUUACAAAAGCCGUUCUCCGGGACCUGACUGAAGCAUUGAAGGACACCAGAAACUUCCCCAGCAUGACUUGGAUUGAUCUGGGCAAUAAUGUGGACAUAUUCUCUCUGCCACAGCCUUUUCUGGUUAGCCUUAAGAAACGAAGCCCUACCCAAAGCAAUCUCCCAACUAUUCUUGAAUUUGGUGAAAGUCAAGUGAGUGACCUUGAGAGCCAAGAAGGUCUUUCCUCACAGGAUGAAGACCAAAAUGAUGGCCUGGAAGACACGAAGCCCAGGCAGGUAUGGACAGGUGAAGCUAUUGAGGUUAAGCUGCUGCCAAAUGAAUCUACAAAUCAAGAACAUUUGUUUCAGACAUGAAAUAAAGAGUUCUCUCUCAUUUGUCUAGGUCCCUAGGAUGUGCCAAAUGGAUCCUUUAUAACCACAAAGGAUCUUGGCUAGUUUAUGCUAAUGAAGCUCUCUUCAAAUAAAAACUUUUAAUUCCUUAACUUGCAGGACCAAAAUGGGGAGACCAAAUUACAAUUGGCUCCAAUUCACAUAUUAAUGAUCCGCUACAAUCUGAACCAUUAUGUAGAAUUCUACUGGAAGGGAUUAUUUAUGCCAAUCCUAACUACUUGCUCAGUGCAGUAUCCAAAUCAAAGCAUCCCUUUAACUCCUGAAACCUUGUAGUUAUCACAGGGGUGAUUGCUAGUUGACUGUUCAGUUGAAGGUUUAAGAAACACAAACAAAAAUGCAAUGCCACUAUUGAGCCUGUUUUUUCCCCCAGGUUAAACACUUUAGAUGAAUACACUAAAUUUUCAUAUUAGGUAUACUGGUACAAAUAAUUCUGUACUUGUUAUAGUUUUUACUUUCCAAAUCAAUUACUUUGAAUAGAAGCUUUACGUGAGAAAAUUCCAUGCUUGGAUAGAAACAAAAUUAAUCCCAUGGAUUAAACAGAAACAUGUUAAUCAACUCACCAAAACAAGUUUGAAUGUCUCACUGAAUAAUCACUGCCAAGAAGGUAACCAUCACUACUAUACCUUCUGCAUUUCAUUCUCUCCCAACCAAUUUAUUGUCUCCUGUCCCAAAUAAGCCAUGGAUGUGUACCUAUCUCAGGUUAUGCCAUGAAUCUGAUGAAUUUGGCUGAAUUUGAAUCCAUGAGUUUUAUUUGUAAAGUCUUAAGGUGGUACAAGAUUGCUGGUCUUAAAAUGUAAUUUUUAUAAAUUAAAAGCAGUGUGUCAGCAGGACUGAAAAACUUGCACCUUCUGAAAUCUGUCUCUAGAAUGAAAUGAAAUAAAAAUGCAUUGAUAGAUGACACUGGUUAGUAUAAAUGAAAAACUUCCCAUUCCCUUUAAGGGAUGUGAAUUGGUGGUACUUUAAAAACAUGUGCCUUCCUGGUGUGUGUGGGGAGCUCCCUUUUAGGAUUAGCAAGGCCUUGGCUCUAGGCACCAGGGGAUGAAAUUUUGGUGGUGGCAACCCCAAGCAUUUGUUGCAAGUUGCUAUUACACUUUGUGAAAAAAAAUGCAGCUUUCUGGAUUUCAUCACUGGCACAGAAGAGACAAUAGAAAUCAAUUCAGCUUGAUAGUGUUAAUUUUUCCUGAUGUUUAGGUACCUGGAUUACAUACUGUGGGAGCUUUAGUCACCAACCCUUUGCAGCACUUGACUGUCAUGAAGUAAAUGCUGGCUUUGUUGUUUUUCUGAGCUACCCAUGAAGAAUCUUGCCCAAAUUUAACUAUCAUGCCAAUCUCUUGUGUGAGCUUUCAACAAUAGUUUUGGUACUUCAUCCUGGCAGGUUUGAAGAGCGCCCUACGGCUGAUACCUUUCAGAGUGGGUUGUGAUUGUAAUUGCUAGGACUAAUCUACUUUGGGGAGGAGGUGCGACUCAUCACGUGACCAAUUUUCAGGAUCAAUGUUUUUCCCUAAAACCCCACUGUUGUUGUGCCCAUUUUGAGUACUUGUAUGUUUUCAGUAGUGUCAAUCUGGUACUUUCAUAGAAAUGAACAGCUCCGUAUUGUCCUAGUUUGCAUGUAGCUAAAGUCUUUUAUAUGCUUUGUCAAGAAAUAAAACUUGUUUGAAAGAUG